Messenger RNA from Chironomus riparius, 2046 nucleotides. The record is from the annotation of a GenBank genome assembly. Lineage: Eukaryota; Metazoa; Arthropoda; Insecta; Diptera; Chironomidae.
AUGAAAUUCUUACCAGUUCCAGCACUUCUAUGCCUGAUUAAUCUCAAGCAAUCCAUCGCAAAUCCAAAAAAACAUCAAAUUUGCAGAUCACCCGAAUGUUACAGCCAAGCAAAGUCAAUUCUAACCAACAUGGACACUUCAGUCUCACCAUGCGAUGACUUUUAUCAAUUUGCAUGCGGAAACUAUCAAUCAAGUCCAUCAAUUGACUUUGUCGCAAUCAUUGAGAAAAUUAUAUCGAAAAAGAAAGUCAAAAAGGACCAAAAGCACAUGACUUUAGCUAAGCAAUAUCAUCAGAAGUGCAUGCAUGAUCAAGAUUCAGUUGAUGAGCACGUUGUUGAUGUAAUUAAGUCUAUUGGAUGGCCAUUUGGAGAUGAAUCAAUUGAACUGUCGCUUGCGGAUUUUAUCAACAAUUUUCAAACUUUUGAUUUCUUGAAUAGCUUCUUUUUUAAUCUUGAGCUUAAUAGGAAUGUGAAGAACCAACGGAUGCUUAUGAUUUAUCAUGCCUCAAAUGUUUUUAAGCUACAAAACUCAACUGAGCGACUGAUUGAAGCUGAAAUCACCAAAUUCAACCGAAUUUUUGGAACUAGCAAGCAAGAAUUGAGGAAAGUUAUGACCGAAGUUUUUGACUUUAGUGAUGAAUUUGGAGAAAUAUUGGAAUCAUCAGAAAAUGACGUCACAUCCAAAAAUGUGACUAUUAAAGUCCUUCAAAAUGAAAUCUUUUCAAUGCUCGACUGGAAUCAAUAUUUAAAUAAUAUUUUCGAUGGAUCCUUCAAAGCUGCUGAAGUGUUUAUUGAGAAUGUUGAAAAAUUGACGAUAAUCAACAAGUUGCUGCUCAAAACUCCACCGUAUGUCAUCAAAAACUUUAUAGCUUAUUCAUUUUUCAAUCAAAUUCAUUCCGAUAAAGCCGAAGUUUCAGUCAAAAGCGACGAUGAUGAAAUAACAAGCCUUAAUAGAAAAUCUGCCGACUUUUGGACACGUAGAAGUCCACAUCCUCAAAUCAACAGCAAGAACUCAUCACUAAGCCGUAAAUGCACAGUUAAAUUCAUGAAAACUUUAAUGCCAGCAAGUUCAGCAAUUUUUGGGCAACAUUUUCUCACAAAAAGUUUAAAAACGGAACUGAACCAAAUGAUUGACAUCAUUAAAAGUGAAAUAAUUAAGAAUUUUAGAUCCACAAGUUGGCUGGACAAGAAAACAAUGUCAAAAGCUGUCGAAAAAGUCAAAAAGAUGAAGUUUGUUCGCGGAUAUCCGAAAGAAUUCGAUGAACCAAAAUUCUUUGAAAAUUAUUACAAAAAUCUUAAUUUUGGUGGGAAAAGCUACUUCCGCAUUCUUAAAAGCACCAAUUUAGACAGGAAGGCACGAUUUAUUGAAGAAUUUCUAAAUCCGAUGAAAAUUCAUGAAUUAGAAGAAAUGGAACUCCAGUCAUGGUUCCUAAACGCAUUUAAUGAUUUUGAAAGUAAUAAAAUCCACUUAAAUGCAGCUUUAAUGCAAUCCAUGAACUUUUCAUCUACUUUACCAAAGUUUUGGAACUACGGAACUUUUGGAUCUGUAAUUGGACAUGAAAUUAUGCAUGGAUUUGAUAAUUACGGACGUACAUACGACUACAAAGGAGACAAAGUGAAUUGGUGGGGCAAAAAAGCUGAUCAGGAGUUCGUCAACAGAUCUAAAUGCUUUAUUGACCAAUAUGGAAACUACACAGAACCAAUCACAGGUCUGAAUGUCAAUGGAACUUUAACUUUAGGAGAAAACAUCGCUGACAAUGGUGGAUAUACUUUAGCUUAUAAAGCUUGGUCAAAAAUCAACAUAGUCGACCAAACUUUACCAAAUCUCAAAUUCAGUCCGAAGCAGCUGUUUUGGAUAUCAAAUGCACAAUCCUUCUGUAGUAAAUUGGAUGCUGAGAAGAUUUUGGAUAGUCUUAAGCACGACCCACACUCGCCUGGCAUUUUCCGCAUCAAUGGUGCAUUUGGAAAUUUUGAUGACUUUUUGAAUGAUUUUCAGUGUCCAAAAGGUUCUGGGAUGAACAGGAAAGAUAAAUGUAAGGUUUGGUAA